Messenger RNA from Penicillium expansum, 702 nucleotides. RefSeq names its product Glucose/ribitol dehydrogenase. Lineage: Eukaryota; Fungi; Ascomycota; Eurotiomycetes; Eurotiales; Aspergillaceae. The transcript is spliced from 3 exons. The coding region runs from base 1 to 702 and encodes 233 amino acids. The record is from RefSeq and is a predicted model, not a curated record.
AUGGCCCCAACUAUUGUCCUCAUUACCGGAGCCAAUCGUGGUAUCGGCAAAGGUAUCCUAGAACUGUACCUGCAGAAGCCCAACCACACGGUGAUUGCGGCGAACCGCGACCCAAGCCACCCAACCUCUACUGCCUUGGCUGAUCUGCCAAAGGCUGAAGGCACUACUUUAGAGGUUAUCAAACUCGAUGCUCUCUCUCCCACCGACCCCGCUACGGCAGUGAAAGCAUUAGCUGCCAAGGGAAUCACCCACAUCGACAUCCUGAUCGCCAACGCCGGUAUCGCUCUAUCUUGGCCAAAGGUGUCGGAGGUCAAGGUGGAGGAAAUCCAGAAGCACAUCGACGUCAAUGUGUAUGGCUUCAUCCAUCUCUAUCAGGCUUUCCGACCUGUCCUUAAGGAGGCACAUACCCCCAAGAACUUUCUCCCACUGCAAAAUGGUGCAUAUGCUUCGAGUAAAGUUGCUUUGCACUGGUACACCAAGGCAAUCUCCGUUGAAGAUCCUUGGUUGAACGCGUUCCCUUUGGACCCCGGCUGGGUUCAGACAGAGCUCGGUAACCGAGGGGCCGAUUCUUUCGGGAUCGAAAAAGCUGCCAUCACCGUGGAGGAAAGUGUUGUCGGCGUGGUCAAAGUCAUUGACGCAUCUACGCUGCAAACUCACAGUGGGAAGCUGUUCAAGUAUGAUGGCAAUGAGGAGCCUUGGUAA